This is a messenger RNA of Microthlaspi erraticum, 1143 nucleotides long. Lineage: Eukaryota; Viridiplantae; Streptophyta; Magnoliopsida; Brassicales; Brassicaceae. The record is from the annotation of a GenBank genome assembly.
AUGAAUACGACUGCUUUGGGUUUGCGUCCAGCAUCAGAGCCGGACAGAAACAUAGUUUUGGUAGGACGUACUGGAAACGGUAAAAGCUCCACCGGGAACUCCCUCCUUGGAGAAAAAAUGUUUUUGGCGAAAAGACAAGCGGCUGGUGUUACCUUGAGAUGUGAGAUGCGUACAGCUGCCAUACAAGAUGGCUCAAUAAUCAAUGUCAUUGAUACUCCUGGUUUGUUCGACUUUGCAGUGUCUGCCGAUUUCCUCAGCAGGGAAAUCACCAAAUGCUUAGAUAUGGCGGAAGAAGGAUUGCAUGCUGUGCUGUUUGUUCUAUCUGCAAGAACUCGAAUUUCACAGGAAGAUGAAUCCACAAUUAAUGCAUUACAGGUCAUUUUCGGAAGUAAAAUGUUUGAUUACAUGAUCGUUGUAUUCACUGGCGGUGAUGAGCUGAAAGAGGAUAAUUCUACAUUGGAAGAAUACCUGUCUGAAGGUUGCCCUGAAUUUUUGAAGACGCACAAACACCAGAUUUCGAACUGCGGACUUAGCAUCAGCAUCCUUCAAUGGUUACUUACCGGCGAUGACCAACACCUCCAGACUCGAGCCGCCGAUGAAACCUUGGUGAAUUCGUUCAAACUAUACAUUAUAGCAAUCGGUCCCAAUGCAAACGGUGGAGUGGCGGUUUCAGCAUCAGACUCAGCACCAGGGUCCCAAUGCGGUGGAAUGGCGGUUUCCGGUGCUGCUGCGGCGGUUGCGGCUGGAACGGUGCAGCCAGGGACGACGUCUCUGUACGUCGGCGAUCUGGACGUGACCGUGACGGGUUCGCAGAUGUUUGAGGCGUUUAGCCAAGCGGGUCAGGUGGUUUCCGUUCGUGUUUGUAGGGAUAUGACCACUCAGAGAUCUCUUGGCUAUGGCUACGGCUACGUUAACUACGCCACUCAAGAUGCUUCCAGGGCCUUAAAUGAGCUGAAUUUCAUGGCUCUCAAUGGAAGAGCUAUAAGAGUUAUGUACUAUGUUCGUGAUCCAAGCGGAGUUGGUAAUAUCUUUAUCAAGAAUCUUGGCAGAGCAAUCGAUCACAAAGCACUCCAUGAGACAUUCUCUGCGUUUGGUCCCAUUCCCACUCCAAAAGAUGCUCCUGUUGUCACACGGAAAGCUUAA